Molecule: messenger RNA, 1730 nt
Organism: Leptonychotes weddellii (Weddell seal)
Lineage: Eukaryota; Metazoa; Chordata; Mammalia; Carnivora; Phocidae
Source: RefSeq, a predicted model, not a curated record
AUCAGAUACACCGCCAUCUAGCUGUUUGUGGGUAAGGGAAGAGGGGGCAUGGUUAUUUUAUGUCUUGUAAAAUGUAACUUUCUUGUUAGUUUUUAUAAAGUGACUCUUCCUGAUGACCUGACACUUUAUUAAUACUUCUUUAUGUAUCUUAUGUUACAGACUAUUCAGACUAUGAAGACAGUUCUCUAGAAUUUCUGGAAAGGUGCUCUUCUCCACUAACUCGAUCUUCUGGGAAUUCUCUGGCUCUGCGAAGCAUGUUCACGGAGAAAAAUACAACAUAUCAGUACCCAAGGGCAAUUUUGUCAGUUGAUCUUAGUGGUGAAAACUUAUCAGAUGUGGAAUUCCUAGAUGAUUCUUCAACAGAGAGUUUGCUUCUCAGUGGGGAUGAGUACAAUCAGGACUUUGAUUCAACCAAUUUUGAGGAAUCUCAGGAUGAAGACGAUGCUCUUAAUGAGAUUGUGCGGUGUAUUUGUGAAAUGGAUGAGGAGAACGGCUUCAUGAUCCAGUGUGAAGAGUGUCUCUGCUGGCAGCACAGCGUGUGCAUGGGGCUGCUGGAGGAGAGCAUCCCCGAGCAGUACAUCUGCUACAUCUGCAGGGACCCGCCUGGUCAGAGGUGGAGUGCAAAAUACCGGUAUGAUAAGGAUUGGUUGGAUAAUGGGAGAAUGUGUGGGUUAUCGUUUUUAAAAGAAAAUUACUCUCAUCUCAAUGCCAAAAAGAUAGUUUCCACACACCACCUGCUUGCUGAUGUCUGUGGUGUCACAGAAGUCCUGCACGGGCUCCAGCUGAAGAUCGGCAUACUGAAGUAAGUGAGGAGCCUCAGGGUCACGGGUGGCGUGCGCUUUAAUUCACAGUAAUCAGGCAGCCUUUUGAAGGUUCAGAUGAGCAGUUUGGAAGGCAGAAGAGAUAUUUGAAUACAUUUUAACUUUUAAAAAUAGGCAGGAUUAAUAAACUUUUUGGAUGAAUAGCUGCUUCCUGCCUGUUGUCCUGGAAUGAAUAAGUAUGGUUGAAGGUCACUACCACCUCUGCUAUUCCAACAAAUGUUAGUCCCUGCCAAGCUGUUUCGUGUGCUUGCUGUAUGCACAAAAUUAAGUACAGUUGCUUGGUGAACUGGUAUUUUGUGCCGGAAUAGUGUCCAGAUGAAGUAGAUUUAAUAGUGUAUUUUUAAUUACCUUAAGAUGGACUCUGAAGGGAGCAGGUCAUAGAAUCCAUCCCUCUGCUGUGCAGCGAAUGGGUUUUAGUCAUCCCAGACUCUUUUCCCUUAAGAAAACAAACAAACAAAAAACCCAACCUGAGCCUCCCUAAGUAACAUGUCUUGAGUGUUCUUGAAGCCCAUGUUUUCAGUUCUUCCUAAUCCCUGGCUAGAAUUCUUCUCCUAAAAAAAUAUUUUAUAUAAAACAGGAUGAUUCACUGGUUCUUCACAAGAUUGUCUUCAUUUUGACUCACUUGCCUGGGCCAGAAACUUGCCCUUUCCCCUCUUUCUGUCCUUGUCUGUCCAGCUUUCACCUCAGCCUGGUGUGCCAAGACACCGCUCCACUGUAAUUCCUUAACACUGUUCUGUGCUUUUCUGUCUCUCUUCCUCAUACUGUCCCAGCCCAGGCUGUUCUUUUCACAUGAACCAUUGCCACACCUUUUUAGUUCUCUGUGGCUCCAGUCUUGUACUCUUUGAGUUCAUCCUUCUUCUUGUUGCCAGUAUGAUUUUAAUAAAAGAUAAAUAGGAGCUUGGGGCACCU